AUGGCUUCUGGUGAGCUGGAACCCGUUCUUAAAACUCACCAUCCAGUCCUCGCCCCCCGACCGCCAGCCCAUGGUGCACUUAGCCCUAGAGCCAGGGCUGCACCGGAAAACCAACAAGGUGGCAUAGCUCAAAGGUUUGAGAGGCAUAAAGGAGGAAGUCGCGUGACCACUCGCGUACGAAUCGCCUGCCAGCAUUGCCGGCAGUCCAAGUUGCGGUGUGAAGGCUCGUCCGGCGGACUGAAGCCAUGCCGACGUUGCAGCGAGCUUAGGCGGCCAUGUGUAUUUGACAACAAGUUCAGGCGAGCCAGCAAGAAGGCAACUCUCAGUGAUAUUGCUGAUCAAGUCAAUCUUCUCAAAAACUUUAGUGCGCUGCCCCCUAAUGAUGCCUCACUGACUACCGUUCCGGUAUCUUCAUUACCGCCACAACAGAGGACAGCGGUAAACUCAACAAGUGUCGGCAGCCAGCAGCCUCUAUAUGGUUGUCAGAGGCCCCUCCCGGGUGAUAAUUUAGAUUCUGAUCGAUUUCGCGAGAGAGAACGCUCUCAUAGUAACACCAGCGCCUCUAGUCAUGGUGGACUAUCAGCACAGGCUACGCAUGUACCCUUGAGCUCACGAAGUCUUGAGUCUGUCGAACUCACCCCAGAUGAGAUCGAAUUUCACACUUCCUAUCAACCAAUCUUCCCUAUCCUCUCCUUCUCUGUCUCGCCAGAUUCCAUCUACGACUCCUCCCCGCUACUAUUCUGGACUAUCAUCGUCACCGCCGCCCGCCAUGACGCUGCAGACUUUUCCCUAUUACUAUCCCUUUUACCCGCUGUCAGAAGACUGCUCUGGUCCACGAUCCCAGCCACCCCCCAUACACUGCCAUCGCUGCAAGCCAUGGCAAUCCUAUGUCUGUGGGGUUUCCCCGUGUCUACUAUGCCCGAGGACACUACUUUUAUACUGUCGGGUAUUCUCAAGUCGGCAGCAAUGCAUGUCGGGCUUCAUCGACCUGAUAUUCUUGACCUUUAUUCUAGAACCCGGUCAAAACUCGGUAGACCAGAGCUUUUACAGGCUGUUAGGUGUUGGUGCUCCAUAUAUCUCGCUAUCGAAGGUGCAUCAAUAGGCAACGGCCACCUUCCCGCCCUCCCAAAUGACCAUACCGUUGAGAAAGCCUCAAUCGACUCGAAUCCCUAUGAGCUGCCGGAAUCGUUGCACACGGCCAUCAUAACUCAGCUGUUCUGCGACAAGAUACACGCAGCAUUCGGAAACAUUACCACAUACAAAGUUUCUUUAAUUAACGACCACGAGUCCCAUUUGAAGGAGCUCGAGACCAGGCUGGGUAGAUUCAAAUCUCGGUUGGCAUCGAUUCACUUUCUCGCGGCAAAUUUUCAGCUCAAGUCGUAUUCUCUAUUUGACAAUGACGAUUCAGUUGAACGGAGGCUUGCUGUCUUGAGAGCGUUUGACUUGGGUGUUCAGUAUAUUGAGGCCCUUCGGCAAGCAGAGAAAGAUGGCUUUCCGCCACGCUAUGCUCCAUUCAUGACUCUGAGGGUCUGUCUUUCUGUGGCCGUCUUCAUAUCAAAAGUGUUACACUCCAGUUACAGGCAGUUUGUCGAUCAAAGGGCGGCCAAGGCCGCCUUUAGCGCGUGCAUACCGUUCUUCAAGCAUUCCUCCGUGGAGGAUAACGAUAUGGCUGGCCGCACCACGACAAUCUUGUCACAGUUGUGGGUGAUACACAAAGAUCUCUUCGAUGCUUCAUCGGACACCCCGCCGCGUCUUUCAGUUAAGUCACGCUCCUUUGCUAGUAUUGCCCACGACGGACUCUGGCAGUGGCGAGAGAGAUACGCGGGUACACCCAGCAACGGGGCGCCCAGCAUACCGCCACCCCUUAUCUCUCCCGUCUCAAUGGCAGUCGAAAAUUCGCCACCGGCUGUAGGACGUCUAGAAACAUCCCCAACCGGCAAUGUCGAGCGAUCGGAUUUCGGUAACUUGACUGGACAAGAUGAGGGUGGUUUCACUGAUAUAAAUGCCAUCUAUGCGGGCAGCCAACAGCAGGAAAUGAUCCAGCAACAAGAGCCCUCGCCUAGCCUAUCUCUUGUUGGUCAACCUGAGCUUGGAUUGUGGGCCGACUUGUCUGGGAAUGAUGACGCACUGACGGGCAUUGAUUUUGUCGAUCAAGAUGCCAUGCACUUUGAUUUGUUAUUUCCAAGUUAUAUCAUGGAUUCAAACCCAUCUAUUGAGUAA
Molecule: messenger RNA, 2220 nt
Organism: Clonostachys rhizophaga
Lineage: Eukaryota; Fungi; Ascomycota; Sordariomycetes; Hypocreales; Bionectriaceae
Source: the annotation of a GenBank genome assembly